AUGGUUGUACAUGUGGUCUUUAUACUUGAAAGCGCAUAUGUUGCUCUACCAGAUUUCUAUGACGUACAAUUCGUUGUUUUGAAAUUUUGGUUAAAUUUUUUAGAGUCAGACGAGAAAUGUUCGAAGCUAACUGCUUUCAUGAAAGACAGUAGUAACUCAAAAUCCAAGUUUACGGGGAAGAACAUGCUCACGAAGAGUUCGAGCCAGGACUCAAAGUCAAAGAAAUCGCGUGUUAAGGAAACCAAAGGGACCGUGGUUCAAGAUCAAAGCAUAAGUGGUUUACAAAGGGAUGUUGGACAAGAAAAUCACAUCCGUGCUCACUCAAGCGGUCCGGAAUUACAGUUCACUUCGACUGCUGGAAAUAAAAACUCCGAAUGCACUAUAAUCGACUUUGACGAUUGUAUGGGCAACAGUAAUUCUUCUAACGAUGAGGAAAAACACAUAAAAUAUAUCGAUGAAGAUAUGCCCUCUAAUGAAAACUGUAGUAGCCCACCAAGAGAAUCAGUGCGACAUGUUUCACUCAAUGGAAAUGUUAUAAAACCCGGAUAUGUUCGAGGCAAUACUGUUGAGGAGCUUUUUCCAAUGAAUGAAAAUUCUAACCAUGAAUCCCAAAGUUGUACCCCUCGUGUUCGGCCUCUAGGAACUAAUGUUGAUCUUGAAAGUUUAAAAAUAGGAGACACUAAAAGAAUGGAAUGCGACGAGAACUCUUUUUCUUAUACCUCUGGUCAACUGAGAGUGCAUGGUAACAAACACAGUAGCUAUGAAAUGUCAAAUACUCCUCCUAUUCGGAAUUUUCGGAAUUAUGAGACCGUUCCGCGAUUACAGUCGUCUGCUACUUUAUUUUCCGGCUCUCUUGCCGCUACGAAUUAUAAUCCUCGCGAACAAUUUGCUUCGCAGUACUUGACUCCAACUGAAAAUGCGCGACUGGGUUUUUUGGUUGAGAGCGGCUAA
Messenger RNA from Enterobius vermicularis (human pinworm), 951 nucleotides. The record is from the annotation of a GenBank genome assembly. NCBI's taxonomy places the organism in Eukaryota, Metazoa, Nematoda, Chromadorea, Rhabditida, Oxyuridae.